Molecule: messenger RNA, 294 nt
Organism: Suillus discolor
Lineage: Eukaryota; Fungi; Basidiomycota; Agaricomycetes; Boletales; Suillaceae
Exons: 1
Source: RefSeq, a predicted model, not a curated record
AUGGGUAUUGAGUAUGUCUGGAUAGACAGCAUUUGCGUCAACCAAGCGGAUCCAGAAGAUGUCGCACGUGAGAUACCCAGGAUGAGCGACUACUACAGCAACGCAGCUUGCUGUGUUGCUAUAUCCGAAGCAAUACGCCGGCGCUAUGCUACUACCGAAGGCCCUGCCCAAGAUGACACAGGAUCAGAAUCCAGAAGCGACCAAGCUUGGCGCAGGAUUAUAACUUGGAUGAAGGGAUAUCAUGCCAAACGACUCUGGGUCUUCCAGGAGACGUACUUGUCCAGAAAAGUUGUA